UUGACAAUUGGAGGCCCCUUACACCUCCAAUUUCUUCUAAUUAGGUCUAAAAUAAAUCUCUCUAAUGGCACCAACACAAUUGAGUGCAACAAGCAAACCUCCUAAUACAGGGAGCACCUCUGUAAAGCACAUGGACCCAGAGUCUAAAAAGAAACCCCCAAUUAAGCCCCCGUCUACUGAAAUGCCCUUCCUGGCGAAGUCGGCCGCGGAGGGCCCCUUCGGAGAGCUGGCAACCACUGCGAACCGGCUCUUCCAGGAGGCCAAACUUCAGCUGGAGCAGUCUGGGAACAUAAAGUCAACAAUAAAGGAGACGGUCAUCGAGUGCAUCUCGAGCCUCUACACGAUCGUGUUGCGGCUCAACGGAGGGACACCGCCUCCCGCCACCCAGACCGUUACAGCAACGGCGGCUGACUUUGCGAGGGAGGUCUUGGAAGAGCUACAGCAGCAUCGGCAAUUGGUGGUUGCAGCCAGGGCCGACAUCGGGGCCGUCAAAGAACAGGUACAGAAAAUUGAUAAUAAUAUAGAAAAGAUGAACAUAGUCACUGACGUACAUGACCGCAUUACGUAUGCGGCGAUGGCGGCGACUACAAGGCCCGCUGGAGCCGCUUCCCAGCUGCCCCAACCUGUCCACUCGAUGGUCGUGUCUUCGGUCGACUCCCAUGACACAAGCGAGGACAUAAUCGACAAAAUAAGAACUGCAGUGAGCGCGAAGACAUCCGGCGUGCGAGUGGACAGAUUGAGGAAAGCUAGAGAUCAAAAGGUAGUGCUGGGCUACCAGUCACGAGAGGAGCUCACCAGAGUAGUAGAGAAACUGAAGGCCGGCAGCCCAACACUCCUGACGCAGUAGGUAGAAAAUAGGGAUCCGCUAGUUAUACUGCUAAACGUCCUUAGCAUUAAUACCGACGAAGACAUUUUGGGUGCCCUCAAGCGGCAAAACGGAAACGUGCUGGGGACAAUACCUGAGAGCGAAUACAGGGCGAGCGUGAGGUACCGAAAAAGGGCAAGAAAUUCGCUCGAAAACCACGUUGUCCUGCAGGUGUCACCGGCGGUUUGGCAGCGGCUUACGACAACCGGGAAGGUGCACAUCGACCUUCAGCGAGUGGUCGUUAAAGACCAGUCUCCACUGACGCAGUGCUUCAUGUGUCUCGGGUACGGUCACGGAUGGAAGAACUGUAAGGAGUCCGUGAACACCUGCAGUCACUGCGCGGGGCCACACCUGCGCAGCGAAUGCGAACUGUGGAAGGCCGGAGACAAGCCUACUUGUUGCAAUUGCCAGA
This is a messenger RNA of Maniola jurtina (meadow brown), 1277 nucleotides long. RefSeq lists its product as uncharacterized. The transcript has a single exon. The record is from RefSeq and is a predicted model, not a curated record. Lineage: Eukaryota; Metazoa; Arthropoda; Insecta; Lepidoptera; Nymphalidae. The coding region runs from base 65 to 847 and encodes 260 amino acids.